Molecule: messenger RNA, 938 nt
Organism: Eucalyptus grandis
Lineage: Eukaryota; Viridiplantae; Streptophyta; Magnoliopsida; Myrtales; Myrtaceae
Product: putative scarecrow-like protein 16
Biological process (GO): regulation of DNA-templated transcription
Cellular component (GO): nucleus
Molecular function (GO): DNA-binding transcription factor activity; sequence-specific DNA binding
Source: RefSeq, a predicted model, not a curated record
AUGCAGAUUCCUACUCUUAUUGAUGCAAUCGCAAUCGUCUUGAGGUCCCCAUUGGUGAAGCUCACGGUUGCCGGCGCUGUGGAGGAUGGGCCGCCCAUGCUUGACCUUUCGUACGAAGAGUUGGGAUCCAAGUUGGUGAAUUUUGCAAGAUCUCGAAACAUACACAUGGAAUUUCAGGCCAUUUCUUCGAGUUACGCCGACGGAUUCUCGUCCUUGAUUGAACAACUCAGGAUGCAGAAACUAAUGUACCCGGGAGGAGUCGGUGAACCGGAAGCACUAGUUAUAAAUUGUCACAUGAUGCUUCACUUUGUGCCCGACGAGACCUCUUCAUCGGUAUAUUCUCCUCGGUCGACCCUCCUUAAGGCACUUCGGUGCUUAGACCCGAACGUUGUCAUCAUAGUGGACGAGGAUGCGGACUUCACAUCGAAUAAUGUCGCCUCGAGAUUGCGGUCAGCAUUCAAUUAUCUUUGGAUUCCUUACGACACGGUCGACACGUUCCUCCCGAGGGGAAGCAAGCAGAGGCAGUGGUAUGAGUCUUACAUAUACUGGAAGAUACAAAAUAUCAUCGCGCGAGAGGGUCUUCAGAGAGUCGAGAGGCUCGAGCCGAAGAGCCGGUGGGUGCAGCGGAUGAGGAACGCGGACUUUCGGGCCGUCCCAUUCGGAGAGGAUGCAGUCUCUGAAGUCAAGGCCAUGCUCGACGAGCAUGCAGCGGGCUGGGGAUUGAAGAAGGAAGAAGAUGAUCUUGUAUUAACAUGGAAGGGACAUAAUGUAGCUUUUGCCGCUGCAUGGUUGCCUGCUUGAUUAACUCUUUUUUUAUGGAUUUAGGCUUUAGUGCUCCUUCGCAGCUUGUUAAGUAGUUCAUUAGUCAUCAAUUUACUUGACUCUACGUUGAUUAGCUACUCCUUUUAGCUUCUUCCAAAAUUGGAUGACAGAGAGAG